AUGUGCAGUCAGUCAGUUUUCGUUUGCGGUGCGGUUAACAAUCGAGAUACGGAUCGCGAUCCACUAGAGAGAUAUAUCAGUCAGAAUAUAUAUCUAUCAACGAUCCGUGGGAGCAGCGAGUUCCCAAAACAAAAGUGUCAAGAAAGAACACACAUCGAAAAUUGUGUGCCAAAUAUUGAAAAUAUUUUUGUUUGUAUUUUUGUUCGAGUGCGCCAGCCGACUGUCAAGUGUUCGAUUAAGAAGUGCCAGAGAAUCGCUCAAAAUAUUCUCAAGAAUAUCAGGUAGCAAAAGCAAACACAAAGAGAGGAUCUACUGCAUCCCUCUUGAAGGGUUCGGCAUUCUUCAACCUUCGGCAGAGUAGCAGCAGCCUUCAGAGGAGGCGCGGCAGUUUUUCUUGGGAAAACUGUAUGCAUUUCUAGUGCAGCAGUCAGUGAAGAAGAAAUGGCACUGAACCGCCGCUUGGCGUCCCUCGGCUUAGCCAGCCUCGCACUGUUGCUGUUGCUGAUGCUCUCCACGUCGGCCCAUGUCCUGGCCCAGGCCCAGGCCCAGGCCCAGGCUAAGGCUCUGUCAAGGUCAGUCCUGCCCGCACAGCCGGCGGAUCAUUUGGUGCCGCCUCCACUGCCCACAGCGCAGCGUCUCAGCCAUGCGGCAGGGUACUCGGAGGUGGCCCCAGGCGUGGCUCCUGGUCCCGAGACGCCGGGCUUCAUGACGCGCGUGGCCCGCUGGUUCGGCCUGGGCGGACAAACAGCGCGGGACCAGCAGCUGAGCGCCAGCAGCAACAACAACUACGCCUACCCCAAGCCCGUGCAGAGCUUCGAUGCUGCGGGCAAGCCCUGCAGUCUGUGCAACAAGUAUCCCUGGGUGCCAAUGGUGGGGCAGCAGCAGAAGCCAACCCAUCCACAGCAUCAGAUUCAGCAGCAGCAGCAGCAGCAGCAAUCUUGGCAGGUGCAACAGCAACAGCAACCGCUGGCCCAGGCAUCACAGCAUCGCCAGAGAGCCGUGCAGUUCCGGGGUCCACAGGUGACGCCGGCGGGGCAGAGUGUCUUCCUGCCCAUCACCGUGCCGCUGCCCGCGCUCAGCCAUGUGGCCCUGCCGCCGCUUUACAAUGCACAGCCCUUCCGGCCGCUCGAGAAUGUGGCCGCCCCGUCGGAGGUGCGUGCCAGCACAUUGCCACCGGUGCCAGCAUUCAGGCCAGCGCCCAGUCCCCGUCCCCGUCCCCGUCCCCAUCCGUACAGCCCCAUCACUCCCAGUGGCUCAAGCAGUUCCAGCAGCAACUUUGAGAUUGUCCAGAGCCACCAGCUGACGGACUUUGUGACCUCCGUGGAGUAUCCGGCCACCUUUGUGCCUUCGCAUGCGAUCGAUCUGGGCGGCAGUGCACCCUCCUCACCCACAGAUCAGCAGCAGCAGGAUCGAGAGCAGCUGCAGCAGCAGUAUCAGCUGCAGGAUAUCAGCACGGUGCGCUACCAACUGGAGGAUCUGAGCAGUGGCUCGGUGCACCAGCAUCUGCCCGCCUCGCAGCUACUCACAGAACUGGGCCACUUUGCGGAGACGACAACGCAGCAGCUGCCGCCGGCAGACAACUAUCCGGCGGCGUCCUCCCAGCAGCAGCUGCAGCAGGAACAGGAGCAGGAGCAGCAGCUCUACUACGCUGAGCAGUACCAGACGGAGGAGACCAGCACAGUGGUGGACAGCACCACAGAGCAGCAGCCGACGACAGCAGCACCAACCGCAUCACCGCCAGCCCCUGUGCUGGAGUUGAACAAUCAUCUGGCGGCAGUGCAUCAUCGCGGCGUCUACCAUCAGGCCGGCAGUCGUGGCAGGGAGACGCCCAAGCGGCUGCUCGACUCGCCCAUCAACCAUGCCCUGGGGGCGCGACCUUUUACGCGUGAUCCCGCGGAUCUAAACUUCCGGCUAAGUCAGGUGUACACGCCCACAGCGUCCCCGCCCACACCCACGCCGACCUCGACAUACGGGGCCAUCGAUGCCAGCGGACAGUAUGCGGGAAUGUCGCCGCCCAGCCCCCAGCAGGUGAUCAUUCCCUACACCACCAAGCAGCGGCCACGGCCCUUCGACCGGCCAUGGGUGCACAGCCAGAACCACAACCUGAACCACAACCCGGAGCAGCACGACGACAAUGAUGUGGAGGAGCCGCACGAGCAGCAGGAAUCGAAGCUGGCUGCGGCAACGGUGACGGCACCGCCACCGCCCAACACGCAUCGAACCACGAAGUACCUGACCAAGAUUCUGGCCUCCAAUCUCCGGGAGCUGCUGAAGCGGGAGCGCGAGACGAAGCGCCGGCCCCUGGGGGUGGACAUUUCCCGGCUGCAGCACAACAUCGAUGGCUGGACGGAGCAGGAGUACAACUCGUUGUCGCAUCGCCCCAGCACCCCCACCAUUCGGGGCAGGUCGAAGCACAUUCCCACGGAGUAUCUGACGACCACCACCACCACCACAACCCCGGCCCCGGCCCCGGCUACGGCUCCAGCUGGAGCGCAGCAGCUGACGCGCCAAUCGAAGACGACACGCGGCGGAGGCUUCGAGCUGGGUGGCGCCGCUGCCUCGCCCACCAAUGCCGGAGACCUGUCCACCUCCAUCAACAAUCUGGAGCAGCUGCAGCUGCUGGGGGAGCGGGGCUUGAAGCGCUUCCAGCCCCUGGAGGACAAUCGCCUGCAUCUGGACUACUACGAGGCGCAGCAGCGACCACGACCACGACCACGACCCCAAGCCAUGACCACACCCCUGCCGAGCACCAGCAGCAGCAGCAGCAGCAGCAUCACCACCACCACCGGCAGAACGACGACGACAAGGCCGACGAUGCUGCCCAGCGAGGAGGUGUUCACACCGCUGUAUGUGAGGAGCACACAGGCGCCCACAGAGCUGUGGAAGCAGGCCAAGGUGGCCAUUCUGCCGCAGACAAACGAGAAGGUCUAUGUGGUGACGCCACAGCCCCGGCAUCAGGCCUACUAUGCGUCUGAGGUGUCCGCCUCGGCAUCGGCGCCACGUCCUGUGUACCACCAGACGCCAGCGCCUGCCGGGCCCAGAUUCCCCAGAGUGCGCCCAACGCCGGGAAAAGCUGGCGAACCAAAGGCAGCCACGCCCACCAUCAGCUCCUCACAGCUGCACAACUACACGCCGGAUAUCUUUGGGCUGAUGGGUCUGUCCGCGUAUGUGCCCGCAGAUCCUGUGGAGAUAAUCGACGGCAACUCCAAAGUCAUCACGAUUGUGACAGCAGCGCCAACGGCGGCCGCCCUGCAGAGGCCCACAGCAAGGCCAACGAUGUCGCCCUCCCCGAGAUAGAGAUCGUGCCCAAAGGCCCCAAAAGCGAUCGUGGAUGAUCAGCCGCCACAUCUAUUGUAAUAUAUUUCCACACACCAAUAACAACAACAACAACAACAAAAACACCCCUCAUGCAAUGGACAAAGGAUGAGUCCGCCGCCCACAUCAAACUUAGAUUUAGAGCAAAGUAUUUGAUAAGAGAUGCCCCAUCCAUGUUAGAGUAUUUUUGCAUUUGGUAGCUUUAUAAACGCAUAGAUAAAGAGUAGAAAGGAUCCAAGGAAGUGCAAGCAGUGCAAAGAACUUGAGUGAGCAGCAUCGAUGUAUUGCUAGAGAUGAAUGUUUCCCCAUAGAAAAGAUUUACUCCGCUAAUGUUUUUUUUUUUUUCUUUUGCUUGCGUGUUAUCUGUGGGCCUUCCUCCCUUUUGCUAGUAGCUCUAAUUCGUUGUAUAAAUAUUAUUAAAUAUCGAUGUCUAUACAUGUAAAUGGAAGCUAUCAACAAUGCUGAUGUAGAUAACCAUUUCAAAUGCAAUUCUCCAACAUGCAACAGAAAUAUAUGAAAAUAAAAAAACGAAAACAAAAACAAAUAAAUAAACAAAUGAUAAGCAAAG
Molecule: messenger RNA, 3883 nt
Organism: Drosophila guanche
Lineage: Eukaryota; Metazoa; Arthropoda; Insecta; Diptera; Drosophilidae
Product: ataxin-2 homolog
Exons: 4
Coding region: 442-3297 (951 amino acids)
Source: RefSeq, a predicted model, not a curated record